Molecule: messenger RNA, 3750 nt
Organism: Dictyostelium purpureum
Lineage: Eukaryota; Evosea; Eumycetozoa; Dictyosteliales; Dictyosteliaceae
Exons: 2
Biological process (GO): protein phosphorylation
Molecular function (GO): ATP binding; protein kinase activity
Source: RefSeq, a predicted model, not a curated record
AAAAUGGAAAAUGAUCAACCAAAACCUUUAGAUGAAAAUUCAAGAAAAAGAUCAUUAAGUGAUGUUGGUAUCAAUAUAAAUACAAAUAAAGAGACCCCGAAAAGAGCAUUUCGAAUUUAUUGGGCAAAUGAUAAUCACAUGUAUUGGACUUUAUUAUUGGAUUCAACAAACACAGUUGGUGAUGUAAGUGAGGGUCUAAAAGAUAAAGUGCCUUCGAGUGGAGUUCAAUGCUAUUUAUAUAAAAGAACCAAAGCAAAUUUUGGACGUUGGAAAGAUAGAAGACUUUCAAACGAGGAUUAUGUUUGGGAUAUUGUAGACCGUAGAAGAAAAAAUCAUAAAUCAGAUCCAAUUUUUGUAUUAAAGAGAAAAAAAUCAACAUUUUCAAUUUCACAGAAAAAAUCACCCCAAAUAGAAUCAGAUACAUCACCACUUUCAAGUUCAGGCGAAAUUUUAAAUCCUAAUAAUAAUACAUAUGGCCAUCAUCGUAGUACAAGUGGUGGUAAUCCUUAUAUAUCACAACCACCUUCAAUCCCACCUCCACCACCACCACCUCGUGAUUAUUUGAAUAACAUUAAUAAUAAUAAUAAUAAUAAUAAUAGCAAUAAUAAUAUCAACAAUAAUAACAAUAAUAAUAAUAAUACCAAUAAUACCUUAAAUAGUAAUAAUCUUUUAAAUAAUAAUAGUUUUAUUUCUCCAAUGUCAUCAUCAUUAGUUUCGUUAUCAUUAUCAUCUUCAUCAUCAUCACAUUCACCAUUAUCAUCAUCUAUUCCAUCCACACCAAAUAAUAUAACACCAAUUAAUACAUCACCAGUUAUUCCCCAAAGAAAUAGUAGAUCAUUGAAAAGUACUAUGGAAAUGGAGCCACCUCCAACUCAUUUAGCUACCACUACUACAACAACCACUACAACCACUACAAUAACCACAGAUUCAUCGCCAAAUAAAUCAGGUAGACCAUUAUCUGGUUCAUUUGUUCCAGGUUCAAUAGCAAAUGGCUCUAGAUCAAGUAAUCCAGAUUUAAUAGGGUUUAAACCAGUUUCAAAUAGUCACCCAGUGGAACAACAGUCUGAACAACAAAAAUCACCAUCAGCAGAAACAGCUACACAAAAUCAACACCCAUCGCAACAACCAAUCCAAGUUUCACCCUUAUUACCUUCACUCCAACAACCUCAAUCAACUCAGCAACAUCCACAACAAUAUGCACAACAACACCAACAACAACAACAACAACAAUAUUCACAACAACCACAAAUUUAUCACCCAGCCACACAGCAACAACCACCUCAACCACCAACUACUAAUAAGCCUUUAAGUGGUAGUACAGGAAUGAGCAGAUCUUCAAGUCCAAGUCCGUUUGCCAAAAAGAAUAAUGGCAGUCUCUUAGAAAGAAAAAAUAGACUUUCAGUCCAGCCCAAAGAUAUCAUGCGUUUAAUGAGAUUUUACUUUGGAGAUUCAUUAGAUGGCACAUUUUUUACAAUUGCAGUCCAAAACGAUACCAACGCAAAAGACGUUUGUUUGUCGGUAGAGCAAAAAUUACUUUUACCAAGCCACACAACAUUUGUAUCAUUAGUUUUACCAUUCCAACCAAAUGGAUCAAAAAUUGAAAGGGUUUUAGGUGAUGAAGAAAUUAUUAUUGAAGUUAAAGAUACUUGGGAGGAUCCAUCUCAAACAUUUUUUCAAGUUACUCAUAAACAACAGGCAAUUAGCAACAAAAGACUUUCUAGACAAAUCCCACAAAUUGAACCCAAUGUUAUUCCCAGUGAAUGGAGAAGAAGUACUGAUGCAGUCACUCUUAGAGCAUCCAGCGAUGAUAUGUGGAAAAGAAAAUCGAUACCUAUUUUCUUACAAGUUACAGGUCCACCCAAUAGCUCAGGAGGUCAUUCACCACAAAGACAUCUACCAAACUCACCACAUAACAUGAGCAGUUCACCACAUAAUAAUCCACCACCAUUCCACUCACAUCAACACCCAUUAGAUCACCAACAUCAAUUAGUAGACGACGAAAGCAGUGACGACGAAUCAGAUUUUGAUGUUUCUACCCUUCGUGGUUGGGUUCAUUGGAUUCCAAGUGCAGAUUUAGAAUAUAUAAAGAGAAUUGGUUCAGGUACAUACUCUAAAGUUUAUAAAGGAAAAUAUAGGGAAAAAUUUGUAGCAAUUAAAACUAUGCGUGGUUCAAACAUGACUACCGAACAAAUUGAAUCAUUUAAAAAAGAGUGCGAUAUUCUUAGUACUAUUCAAUCACCAUUCCUCAUUUCUUUCUAUGGUAGUUGUAUCGAAGAAAAUCAAUUAAGCAUGGUUGUAGAGUAUUGCAGCAAAGGUACACUCCACAAAGUUUUAAAUAACAAUUUAUUGGACUUUGAUUGGGAUAAAUGGUUCAAAUGGAUGAUCGAAGUCGUAGAGGGUGUCAAGUAUCUUCAUAACAUGAAUCCACCAAUGGUUCAUCGUGACUUAAAGACAUUAAAUAUUUUAAUUUCAUCAGAUUGGUCCGCUAAACUUUGUGAUUUUGGUCUCACUCGUACAAUGACAAUGACAAAUGUUAGUACUCUUGGUAUGCUUCGUGGCACAAUGGCUUACACUGCCCCAGAAAUUUAUGAUGGUCUCUUAUUUAAUACUAAAUCAGAUGUCUAUUCUUUGGCUGUUAUUAUGUGGGAAGCUGUUCAACGUUGUAUUACUGGCACCUAUUUAAGACCAUUCCACGAACACCCAAUCUCUAUGGAUAUUCAAAUUAUUAUUCUAACCUCCAAGAAUAAAGUUAGACCCAAGAUUAAUGAAUUUUGCCCAGAAGAAUUAAAGACUCUUAUUACCAGGUGUUGGGAUGAAAAUCCAGAUAAAAGACCAAAUUGCGAAGAAAUUUUAGAUACCUUAUUAAGAUUUAAAGCAGCUCAUGAAGAAAAUAGGGAUACUUGGGAAUCAAUAAGAACCAAGACAUCAAAACAAACAAUUAAAGCAAUUAGCAGUGGUAAUAUUCAAUCAUCAUCAUCAUCAUCAUCAUUAUCAUCAACAACAACUUCUUCAUCAAAUUGUAACAAUAAUCUUAACAAUAAUAUUAAUAAUAAUACUAACAUUAGUAAUACUAAUGGUAGUAAUAUCAUCAAUAAUACCAAUAAUAAUAUUAAUAAUAAUAAUAAUAAUUUUAGUAACAAUAUUAACAAUAAUAUUAAUAGCAAUAAUAAUCAAUUAUUAGAUAGUCCAAUUUUAUCUCCACUAAAUAAUAAUAAUGUUCAAACUAUUAGCAGUGUAAAAUCAGAUAGCGCUAUUAGUAGUAUAGUAAAUGUACCAGCCGUACUUGGUAGAGAGAGAAAAAAUUCAAUUACAAUUGCUGAAACAAUAGUUAAAACAAUACAAGCUCCUGAUGGUUCCGCUCUUGUAACUGAAGUUUUUGAUUUUGAAGUCCCUCAAUCGCCACCCUUAGAACCUGUUUCAAAUAAUAUUAUUAUAAAGCCAUUAGAUAUUAUAGAAACAAAUAUAGAUAAAUCUUUUAUAGAAAUUAAUAGUAAUUUAAAUAGUUUAAAAAUUCAAGAUAAUAAUGUCAAUAAUAAUUUAGGGUCCGAAAAUAAAUUUAUUGAUGGUGAAAAUAAUAACAAUAAUAAUAGUAAUAAUAAUAAUAAUCAAAUCAUUAGUGAAAACACCAAUGAAGAUAUUAAAUCAAAUAAUUGUAUUAAUAAUUGUAUCAAUACAGAACCAAAUGAUAAUAAUAAUUCAAAUUGUAUAAAAUCGAUAGAUCCAAUCAUUUUAAAAUGUGAGGAUGAUUAA